AUGGGGAACGUCAGGGGCAAGCCCACGGGCGAAGCCCCGGAAGAGACUGACUACCGACCCGUCAACUGGAAGCGCGUCUUCCUCACACCCAAGUACAUACCAUGGCACAUUAUCGGUAUAGCAGUCCUCAUCUUCACCGUCUACAUUACCAUUCACCACGAUGAGGUUGUCGAGAAGCUGCGUCCCUUUUCAGAAAAGCUUCGCGACCUGCCCGCCGGUUGGCUGAUCCCCAUCGCCAUUCUCUUUAUAAUUUCUUUCCCACCAUUGUUCGGCCAUGAAAUCGUCGCUCUGCUUUGCGGUGUGGUCUGGGGGCUAUGGAUCGGCUUUGCCAUCGUAGCAGCGGGUACUUUUGUGGGCGAGGUCGGCACAUGGUUUGCCUUCCUGUAUACCCUGCGACGCAAAGCCGCCAAACUCGAGCGUACCAACCUCAACUACGGCGCCCUCGCGCGUCUCACGCGUGACGGCGGCUUCUGGAUUGUACUUGUCAUCCGCCUCUCCGCCAUCCCCUCCCACUUCUCCACCGCCGUCUUCGCCACCUGCAACGUAAAUUUCUGGUACUUCUUCGUCGCCACCUUCCUCUCGCUCCCCAAGCAAAUCUUCCUCGUCUACCUGGGCGUGCUGCUCGUGCAGCAGAAGGCGUCGAACCUUGGCAAGAAUAUCAUGUUCGGCGCGGUGUUCGUCGUCACCGUCGUCCUAGGGAUUUGGAUAUGGAUAAAGAUGGCAAAGGUGAAGAAGAUCCUACUGGAAGAGCAGGCACAAAGGCGGCAGCAGAACCUAGAAGACGAGAUGCGUGUUGCGGAUAAAGAGGCGGAGCAGCGAAGAUUCGAGAUUAGCGAGCCGCAGGCGGCGUGGACAAUGCCACAGCAGAUGUCGAUGCCAAGAGUACCGCCUGGGGAGUACGUGGUCAGGCAGAGUUGGGGGCUACCAGAGCCACCGCCUGGAAGGGCGUUCUGA
This is a messenger RNA of Paraphaeosphaeria sporulosa, 954 nucleotides long. RefSeq lists its product as uncharacterized. The coding region runs from base 1 to 954 and encodes 317 amino acids. The transcript is spliced from 3 exons. The record is from RefSeq and is a predicted model, not a curated record. NCBI's taxonomy places the organism in Eukaryota, Fungi, Ascomycota, Dothideomycetes, Pleosporales, Didymosphaeriaceae.